This is a messenger RNA of Magallana angulata, 3525 nucleotides long. Its product is annotated as heat shock 70 kDa protein 12A-like. Gene Ontology annotation, molecular function: ATP binding; ATP-dependent protein folding chaperone. The coding region runs from base 191 to 2065 and encodes 624 amino acids. Lineage: Eukaryota; Metazoa; Mollusca; Bivalvia; Ostreida; Ostreidae. The transcript is spliced from 6 exons. The record is from RefSeq and is a predicted model, not a curated record.
UUCCUUUAAAAUUUAGCAUUUCUUGAACCUGAAGAUUCUAACCGCAUACCAUGGUAAGCGCGGGUAGAGUUCAUAAGGUCUAAUGACACAAUAUUAGAAGGAACUGCCAUCAUUUGGUUGCAGCUCAGGUUAGGUAAGAACAUACUCAGGAACAACCCGAAAUCGGAUUAAAAGUGCAAUGUAAGGAAAGAUGGACUGGGAAAGUUCCUAUUGCGACAUGGAGAGACAAACAGAUGUACCUAAACCAAAACAAUAUGCACCAAAGAAAAUACUGGACCCCAAACCAAGGCCAGUGCGACAAUCUCAGGUUGCAGUACCUAAAACAAUAUAUGGACGUUCUGGUGAAGAGGGAUCUAAAGAAAAUGAAGAAGAGUGGCCAGUUGUGGUGGCCCUGGAUUUUGGAACAACAUAUUCCGGAUAUGCCUUUUGGAGAGAAGAAAAUCCUUCAGAAAUUACCACAGGGAAAUGGAAUACUGGUUCAAAGGGAGUGUUGGAAUCAUUGAAAACUCCAACAUCAUUGCUUUUGAACCAAAAUAACGAAGUUAUAGAAUUUGGUUAUAAAGCAGAGAAAAUCUUCAAGGAAUUGGCUGAAGACGAAGAUGACAAAGGGUAUAGAUAUUUCCGCCAGUUCAAAAUGAUGCUUCACAAUGAAUCAUUACUUGAUGAAAAAAAGUCGAUAUCAGAUCACUUGAAGAGACCUAUAGAGGCACUAGAAGUGUUUUCUUUAUCCAUUCGAGACCUUGGGGAUGAAUGUUUUAGAGAUUUUGAUAAUAAAAGAAUAAAAGUUGACCCUGACGAAAUACUAUGGAUUCUGACCGUACCAGCAAUAUGGGGUGACUCUGCAAAACAAUUCAUGAGAAAAGCUGCAGAAAAGGCGGGCAUUCCAUCAGAUCAACUGAAACUCGCUUUGGAGCCAGAGGCAGCAGCUAUCUAUGUGAUGAAAGAAGCUAAAACAGUUUUUGGAAAAGACACUGUUACAACAUUUAAUCCUGGUACCAAAUUCAUGGUGGCUGAUCUUGGUGGUGGGACAGCAGAUUUAACAGUUCUGGAGGUAAACAAAGACAGAAAGAUGAAACAGCUGCACCAAUCCGCUGGAGGGGCAUGGGGUGGAAAUUUGAUAAACAAAAAAAUAUGGGAAAUCAUGGCAGAAAUAUUUGGAAGCGAUGUUAUUGAAGACUUCAAAAAGCUGACAUCAGAUUUCAUGGAAAUGGAAUCCAUCAUUGAGCUCAAGAAAAGAGAUGUCACUAUUGGAAGUAAACUUGAAUUACCAAUUUUUCCAUCUCUCUCUGGCCUUUGCAAACAGGAUUAUAGAACAUUGAUUAAAAAUUCUAAAUAUGGUAAUUCUGUUAAAGCACGUACAGGGAAGUUGCGUUUUGAACCUGAUAUGGUUCAGAAAAUAUUUGACCUGACUUUCACCAACUUAUUUACCGUCGUUGAGAAAGUUUUGAAGCAUGAAAACGCAGUGGGUGUAAACGACAUCAUUCUUGUUGGUGGAUUUGCACAGGCAGAUAUCAUUGUUAAGCAGUUUGAGGAGAAGUUCUCCGGAUACAAUAUCAUCAUUCCCACAGACCCAGUUCUUGCUGUCCUAAAAGGAGCAGUGAUGUUUGGACAAGACACUGACAUUAUUUCAUCUAGAAUAACUGCACACACCUAUGGUUUUGAUGUCAUGCGAUAUUUUAUGGAUGGGGAUCUCAAAAGCAAAGAGAGAAAGAUUGAUAACACCAGUUAUUGUGUUGAAGUAUUUGAGAUACUGGUGGCCAUUGGAGAAUCAGUUGAUGUUGGAAAAACAGUCGAGAAAGAGGUUUUUGCAUCAUCAAAGGAAAUGAAAUUGAUGGUUUUGAAAUUCUAUCUAUCAGAAAUCAAAAAUCCAAAAUAUGUUACCGAUCCUGGUUGUAAGUGUAUUGGUAAACUAUCGGUGGAAAUGCCAGAUCUAAGUGGCGGAACAGAAAGAUCAGUGAUGGUGUCGAUCAAAUUUGGUGAAACUGAAAUCACUGUUUGCGGUGUGGACAAGACAACCGGGAAAAAACAAGAAACCGUGCUCGAUUUAUUGGGAGACAUUAAAUGAGAGCAAACAUGUUUUGACAAUAUAAAAAGGAAAACUUAAACAAGAAACGAGCAUUUGUUGCACAAUAUUUUAUUCAAAUAAAGGAAAUUUUAUGGUAUUUUUUCAUCAUGGUUACUUUUGUGUUGCUUUUAUUUUUUUUUAAUCUUGUGUCAAACCUAAUUUUUAUCUAUAAAAAUCCAAGUUUGAAUUGUGAAAAUAUGCUACCGUAUAUACAUGUAUACCUGUAUAACUCAAAAGUAUUCAUGAAUCAAUUGUUAAAAUGAGAUAAAUCUGUCAGCCUUUUUUUUGGCACAUGAAAUGUGAUGAAAAAGGCUUUUGAUAGUAACAAUACCGGACUUAAUUUUUAUGAAUUGUAUGCUUUGCAAUGUGAAAUUGAUAGUGAAAAGACUAGAUCACCACGUAAUUUAAAUAUACGGUAUUUGAAAAAAAUAUAAUCAUGCGUACCUCAGUACGUGUAAUCAACUGAUAAUAUGGAUACAAUGUAAAAGAAUUUAUGCAAAUAUAAAAGUUAACGUUUGACUUUAUUAAUGAAAAAUUUGCGCUGUAGAAUACCUUAUGGAAUAUAAUAUGAUUGCUCGUUUUGGAUAUUUAUCAAUGCAGUAUAUUUUCAUCUUCUUGUAUCCUUAAAGGGGCAUGGUCACGAUUUUGGUCAAAUUUUAUUUUGUUAUAAUUAAUGACAUAAUCACAUGCAAUUUGAGAUUCAGUCGUAGUUAUAAGCAAGAUACAGGGCUCACAAUGUUUUGUCAUGUAAACAAGUCUCGUGACCUUUGUUUACAUAGGUUCAAUAUACCAGUAAAAAUUCUAUUUCAAGCUAAUUUGUGUAUCUUCCUGUUCAUUUGAAUUUUUAAGCAUAAUUAAACAGUUACUAACGUCCAACACACACACACAAAAGAAAUUUCACUUCAACAUCCUAAUGUAAACAAAAGCUUUGUAUAGCUCGCUUAUAAAUCAACGCUUGACACUCAAAUUUUGGUUACCUAUUAAAAUAUAUUAAUGAAGCAUUUCAAACAUUAAAAUCGAAAAAAUCUUUUGACCAAAACCGUGACCAUGUCCCUAUAAAAUACUUGCAAAUUUAUUGUACAUUGUAUAUAUAUGUUUCCUUUUUUGGCAAAUUUUGUUUCCGAUUUAAUUUGUCUAAGGAGUGAAAUUUGUUUUGUUUUUUUUAUAUUUUUUGACAAUCCGGAUUAAAUAAAUUUCAAGGAUAAUGUAAAAUUUGUCAGUUUCCUGUUCUUUUUAUAAAUAUGACAAUUUUUUAAAACUCUUUACAAUUUUUUUAGUCUCAACUGGAAGAGGAUAAUUUGUUGUUAUCAAAUCAUUCGUUGAAUUGAUCAUCUGAAUCUUCAAUAUGAAAAGAUUUAUAUCGAUAUUAAACGAACUUUUAUAAAUACAUAAUAUUAUUAUUUAUCAUAUCAAACAUUUUGUAUCAUAUCUUUUAUAAUUGAGUUUAACCUUUUAUAACA